This is a messenger RNA of Prorocentrum cordatum, 623 nucleotides long. NCBI's taxonomy places the organism in Eukaryota, Dinophyceae, Prorocentrales, Prorocentraceae. The record is from the annotation of a GenBank genome assembly.
CGAAACGCGCCGCGUGGGCAGCGGCGCAUCCGGUUUUGCCGGCGCUUCCAGCUCCAGCGGUCGCAGCAACGACGCAGCCGGUCCUGCCGUCCACGAGCGGGGGUGCGCUUGUGGGCACGAGCGGGGGUGCGCCGUCCGCUCCGGGCGGCCGCGGUGCUCCGCCCCCUCCGGGCGUGCCAGUCCUCUCGUCCACGAACGGGCGUGCGCCGCUUCCUCCGGGCGGCGGGCGUGCGCCGCUUCCUCCGAGGGUCGCGAAGUCCGCCAGAGAGGCCGACGCGAACGCGCCGGCGGUACAUUUUGGGUUCCUCGUCGGCACGGACGAGUUUUCGAACAAGAAGAAAGAAAUGAUGGGCAAGGUGGUCAUACGGUGGGUUCCCGGCGUGUCGACGACGCCGAUGUCGCUGAUGAGGUAUUGGAACCGUGGCGAGGACGCGUUCCGCCAGAUCACGGGCGUCAUGGCUGUGAAGGACAAGAACUUUCUGCGGGAUUACCUGCAGCGUUGCAAGGACCACAACCUCAACGCCGUCGUGUGCUUCACGACGGAGCUUCGCAAGAGCAAGUGCAAAUGGUCAGGCGAGGAGACCAAAGAGUGGUGCGCAAGGGACAUCUACCCGACCAAGUGA